Trametes versicolor FP-101664 SS1 is the source of this 724-nucleotide messenger RNA. Its product is annotated as DUF1242-domain-containing protein. The transcript is spliced from 4 exons. NCBI's taxonomy places the organism in Eukaryota, Fungi, Basidiomycota, Agaricomycetes, Polyporales, Polyporaceae. The coding region runs from base 107 to 322 and encodes 71 amino acids. Gene Ontology annotation, biological process: intracellular transport; protein secretion. The record is from RefSeq and is a predicted model, not a curated record.
ACGUCCACGCUGCUUUCCACGUUCUACACGCUUUCGUUCUCGACGUCCCAACGUACGGGUCUCUCUUCGACGACGAACAGUGGCGGCGCAGGUGUGAAACGCGAGAAUGUCGGCACUAUUCAACUUCCAAUCCCUCUUACUCGUCAUUCUCCUCCUGAUCUGCACAUGCACGUAUGUGCGCGCUGUUGCGCCCCGUUUGAUUGACCGCAAUAAGGAAGGAUUCCUGGGACUCUUCUGGAUGUCAGCGCGGAUAGGGGAGCGGCUGUCGCCAUAUGUCGCGCUCGCCUGUGUCGCAAUGGCCAUCACGAUGCUCUUCCAAUGAACACCACCUGUUCCUCCUCCCAUCCCGCCCCGGCCUCCAGACGGGAUGCGCGCGGCACGAUGCACACGAAGCCGUGCUGUCAUGCUGCCCUCCGGGCGCCGCCUGGCCAUCACGGUCUUCUGAAGGCAUGCGCGGUGCGUGAUGUGGCGCUCGUGCUCCUCAUGCCUCCCGGCGUUCGUCCGGCUUCUCUUUGAAAUCCGACAUUCCGGCCCAAGGCGCGCCCUCUACGUCUCGGCGGCCAUAUGCAACGCUCGACGGUGGUGCUCGUGGACCCGCCGAACGCUGCCUCGUGUCGUUCCUUGCAGUCGGUGUACUGUGUCCGUCUCCCACGUCUUCCCCUACCACUUACUCUCGAUGGAACUGUAUUGUAGCCGUUAUCAUCAUACCCGUGAAUGAUCUGAC